Condylura cristata (star-nosed mole) is the source of this 496-nucleotide messenger RNA. It is a transcript of the gene KCNE5, whose product is annotated as potassium channel, voltage gated subfamily E regulatory beta subunit 5. Gene Ontology annotation, cellular component: membrane. NCBI's taxonomy places the organism in Eukaryota, Metazoa, Chordata, Mammalia, Eulipotyphla, Talpidae. The record is from RefSeq and is a predicted model, not a curated record. Gene Ontology annotation, molecular function: transmembrane transporter binding; voltage-gated potassium channel activity involved in ventricular cardiac muscle cell action potential repolarization; delayed rectifier potassium channel activity. Bases 71 to 496 code for a protein of 141 amino acids. Gene Ontology annotation, biological process: negative regulation of delayed rectifier potassium channel activity; regulation of heart rate by cardiac conduction; regulation of ventricular cardiac muscle cell membrane repolarization. The transcript has a single exon.
GCUUUCUUCUCCUCACUCAGGGGGAAAGGUCACCUGCGUCCUGGAGCCGCCUUGUCCCUCCCCGACAGCCAUGAAUUGCAGCGAGAGCCAGAGGCUGCGAACCCUCCUGAGCCGCCUGCUGCUCGAGCUGCACCACCGGGGCAAUGCCACUGGCCUGGGCACCGGCCCUGGCCCUAGCAUGGGCAUGGGGGUGGUGCCUGACCCCUUCGUGGGCCGUGAGGUGACCAACGCCAAGGGCGACGACGCCUAUCUCUACAUCCUGCUCAUCAUGAUCUUCUACGCCUGCCUGGCCGGAGGCCUCAUCCUGGCCUACACCCGCUCUCGCAAGCUCAUCGAGGCCAAGGACGAGCCGUGCCACACCUGCACCGAGCACGAGUGGGCCCCGGAACGCGACCCCGUUGAUCCGGAGAAGGCUGCCGGCUCUCCAGCUCAGGGCCGCUGCCAGCUGGCGGCAGGGGGGCUGCCCACCCUCAGCCAGGGCAGGGAGGGAGUCUAG